GAAACCCUCAUCUUAGCUUUUCACUAUCGUAGUUAUCACAUCAAUCCAAUCUCUUUUCACCAUGGCACAAACCCUGACACGUGCCGCCACUUCCACCUUCACGCGCCACCUUGCUCUCUCCUUCCACAUCCCUAAACGCCUCCUCUCCUCAAAAUCCAUCACCCACUCACCUCCUAUCCCUUCUCUCCGCUUCUCCCGCCGUGUUUCCCCUCUUUCCCAUGCCGUCCGAUGUCUCCCUCUCGCUGCCACGCGCUUCACCUCCAUCCGGUGCCGCGUCAACCGCUCCGGUAACUCCGCUUACUCCCCGCUCAACUCGGGGUCCAACUUCAGCGACCGGCCGCCCACCGAAAUGGCACCGCUGUUUCCCGGGUGCGAUUAUGAGCACUGGCUUAUCGUUAUGGAUAAGCCUGGUGGAGAAGGAGCUACCAAGCAGGAAAUGAUUGAUUGCUAUAUCAAAACUCUCGCUAAAGUCGUCGGCAGUGAGGAAGAAGCUAAGAAGAAGAUCUACAAUGUUUCGUGCGAGAGGUACUUUGGAUUCGGAUGCGAGAUCGAUGGAACUUCAAAUAAGCUAGAAGGAUUGCCCGGUGUUCUCUUCGUUCUCCCGGAUUCUUAUGUUGAUCCCGAGAACAAGGACUAUGGGGCUGAACUGUUUGUUAAUGGGGAGAUUGUCCAAAGAUCACCCGAAAGACAAAGGAGGGUGGAACCACAGCCUCAAAGGGCACAAGACAGACCGAGGUACAACGACCGGACUCGUUACGUUCGUCGUAGAGAGAACAUGCGGGGAAACCAAUGAUUACAAAGAAAUAAAACGUUUUAUAAAAAUCUUGGAAGCCGUGAAUUGAACUGUGUUAAGUGUUCCUUGAUAUAUGGAAGCAUUAUCGUUUUGAAGACUUGGAUAAAAGAGCUUAGAUUGGUUGUUUUUGAUGUAGUUCUGUUUCUAAACUUAAA
Molecule: messenger RNA, 948 nt
Organism: Hibiscus syriacus
Lineage: Eukaryota; Viridiplantae; Streptophyta; Magnoliopsida; Malvales; Malvaceae
Product: multiple organellar RNA editing factor 2, chloroplastic-like
Biological process (GO): cytidine to uridine editing; mitochondrial mRNA modification
Cellular component (GO): mitochondrion
Source: RefSeq, a predicted model, not a curated record